AUGGCUGAGGAGUUGAACGAGUUCCAAGAGGCUGCCAACUUUGACGAGACUAAACUCAGAGAGUUGUCGAAUGUUUGCGCUCGUCUUCGCCGAAUGCAACUUUUAGACGCUGACAUGGAGGUGGUUGUUGUUGAAGGAGAACUCCAAAGAAUUCCCCGUCAAAUGGAGCAGGUGAAGGAGGGUCAAGUCGUGAACAACGCUGGAGGAUACGUCUUCCCAGUGUCCGACGAGACACAGGUCCGUCGAUUCUUGAUUCUCGGAUCCGACAAGGGAACUUACCAUCAAUCAUCAGAGAAGAUUACCAUGGAUAACGCCCAGAGAAUCAUCAAGAUUAUCGAGGAAGGAAACGGACACAUGGUUCUGAAAGAGCUUGCUCUUAUCAACGCCGACAAUCGUAAUCCAAAAAUGAGUGCGAUGAUCUUCACUCUUGCCCUUUGCGCCCGUAUCGCAACCCACGAUACAACCAAAAAGAAUGAGUGUCCAAUGCUUCACACUUAUUCAGAGUAUAUCCAUCAACUUCACUCAGCCGCUUUCCGACUUCUCCCGGAUGUCUGUCGCACGCCAACCCAUCUCUUCGAGUUCGUCGGUUAUUGUCAGGAUAUUGCUGAAAGCACGAAAGCAGGAGGAGCAAAGUCGUCCACUGGAUGGGGACGUUCCAUGAGACUUGCCAUCAGCAAAUGGUAUAAAACCAAGACAGCGGAGAAGUUGGCCAUGUUGCUGACCAAGUAUCCACAACGUGAAGGAUGGUCGCAUCGCGAUCUCUUCCGUCUUGCUCAUCCUAACCUCAUGGAAGACGGACCGGAACACACACGUCGUGCUGAUCGUCUCGAACGAGAGCAACUCUUCCGCUUCGCAGUCAAAGGAGACUUGGUCAAGAGAAAGAGAAAGAUGAACGAAGACGAGAUUGCUGAAGUCGAGUCGAAAUGGGAUAGGAAGGCUUUGAAGGUGGAUUACACUGAGGAACAACUUAUCAAGGAAGAACAGAGCAGAGCUCUGGAUCUUGUUGAGGCGUACCUCAACCUGAAACAGGAACAAAGCGAGGAAGUUAUCGUAGCGGCGAUUAAGAAGCACGGACUCGUUCGUGAGCAUCUGCCAACCUCCAGUCUUAACUCGAAGCUCGUCUGGGAAACCCUCUUCGAUGUUCCGAUGCCGAUGACUGCCAUGAUCCGCAACCUCGCCAAGAUGACUGUUGUGGGAGCACUUGACGAUAAGCGUGUUGACUCGAUCAUCAAGAGACUCACCGAUCAGGAGGAACUUCGUCGUUCUCGCAUUCAUCCACUCAACUUACUGACUGCUCGCGCCGUCUACGCCCAAGGACGUGGAGACAAGGGAAAACUCGCUUGGGAGCCAAAUCAAAAGAUUUGCGAUGCUCUCGAAGCUGGAUUCUACAAGGCGUUUGUGAAUGCUCCACCAACUGGAAAACGCUACUGUUUGGCUCUCGAUGUUUCUGGAAGUAUGUGCUCUCCUGUCAGCUCAUCGCCUUUGUCGUGCCGCGAAGCCGCCACUGGAAUGUCUCUCAUCAAUCUGCACAAUGAGGCUGAGGUGAAAUGCGUUGCUUUCUGUGACAAGCUCACGGAACUUCCAUUCACCAAGGACUGGAAAAUCGGACAAGUGAACGACUAUAUCGACAAACUCAGCUUCGGCAGCACUGAUUGCGGUCUUCCGAUUACAUGGGCGACCGAGAAUAACCUCAAGUUCGACAUAUUCAUCAUCUACACCGACAAUGAUACUUGGGCGGGAAACGUUCAUCCAUUCGAAGCCAUCAAAAGAUAUCGCGAGGCUUCCGGAAUCCACGACGCCAAGGUCAUCGUCAUGGCGAUGCAAGCCUACAACUACUCGAUUGCCGAUCCAUCGGACGCCGGAAUGCUUGACAUCACCGGAUUCGAUUCGGCAGUUCCACAAAUUGUCCACGAGUUCGUGACUGGAAAAAUCUAA
Caenorhabditis remanei is the source of this 1935-nucleotide messenger RNA. RefSeq lists its product as uncharacterized. Gene Ontology annotation, cellular component: ribonucleoprotein complex. Gene Ontology annotation, molecular function: RNA binding. The coding region runs from base 1 to 1935 and encodes 644 amino acids. NCBI's taxonomy places the organism in Eukaryota, Metazoa, Nematoda, Chromadorea, Rhabditida, Rhabditidae. The record is from RefSeq and is a predicted model, not a curated record. The transcript is spliced from 4 exons.